Molecule: messenger RNA, 748 nt
Organism: Cuscuta campestris
Lineage: Eukaryota; Viridiplantae; Streptophyta; Magnoliopsida; Solanales; Convolvulaceae
Source: the annotation of a GenBank genome assembly
CGACAUUGAAACUCAACGUUAAAAGAUCUUUGUCAAGACAAAAUUUGAUACCAUUACAUAAAAAACUUACAUGCUACGGUGGUGUAUGUGUUCAGAUUUCAUUUUUACGGCGAUGACAUGACUCGACAAGUGGAGGCACACCACUUCUGCAGCCACCAAAACGAGGAAUUUCGACAAUGUUUGAUCUACGAUAGCCCAGACGCAGGCGCACGCCUCAUAGGGGUGGAAUACAUGGUCUCAGAGGAGCUCUUUUUGACACUCCCCGAUGACGAGAAGCCGUUGUGGCAUUCACACGAGUACGAGGUGAAGAGCGGUGUGUUGUUCAUGCCCGGCGUUCCCGGGCCAUUUGAGCGUAAGGAAAUGGAGAAGGUGUGCAAAACUUAUGGUAAGACCUUCCACUUUUGGCAAGUGGAUCGGGGCGAUAAUCUCCCCCUUGGAACCCCUCAGAUCAUGAUGUCACUUACUCGAGAUGGUCAGCUCUAUGAUAACCUUGCUCAAGAUGUUGAGAAGCGUUUCAAUGUUUCAUUUGCAAAGGAGAGGGAAAAGAGAGCGUACAUGACCGGCCCCGAAAAUGGGAUACACCCGUUAGCUAAUGGAGCGGGCAAAGGGAUUCGAACAGUGCUUCGAGAGGUGGACAGCAAGCCCGUAGCCAACAGCGUUCCAAGAGUCUUUGUUUAACUCAAACUAAACUUCACCUUCCUAUACAUAACAUGAUUAAGGUAAUGAAGAAUAAAGAUAUGGGCUUUAU